Tarenaya hassleriana is the source of this 1758-nucleotide messenger RNA. RefSeq lists its product as uncharacterized. The transcript has 8 exons. The record is from RefSeq and is a predicted model, not a curated record. NCBI's taxonomy places the organism in Eukaryota, Viridiplantae, Streptophyta, Magnoliopsida, Brassicales, Cleomaceae. Bases 167 to 1432 code for a protein of 421 amino acids.
UGGAAGCUUUUCUUUUCGGGAGAGAGAGAGAGAGGGCUGGGAAAGUUUGCAUUUUGAUCUGCGUGGUUGGAAUUUUGCGCAAACGAAAUCAGACCCACCUCCAAGCUUGUUCAGACGAACAGCAUUAUCAUUGUGUUGUUGGAGCUUCUUCUUCUCUUUAGGGAAGAUGACGAGCGCGGUGCAUUGUAGCACGGGGAGGUUAGCCGCAAGUAUUUUAGUGUGUUAUUGGCUCGGUGGGCUGAUUUCGCUAUCUUACGCCGCGAGGUUCAGUGCUUCAAGGCAGAGGCUUGAGGUGCAGAAGCAUUUGAACAGGUUGAACAAACCUGCUGUUAAGAGCAUUCAGAGCCCAGAUGGUGACAUAAUAGACUGUGUUCAUAUGUCAAAGCAGCCGGCUUUUGAUCAUCCUUUCCUCAGAGACCACAAGAUUCAGAUGAGGCCUAGUUAUCCCCCUGAAGGGCUCUUUGACGAGAACAAGGUGUCUGCAAAACAGAAAGAGAGAACAAACCCUGUCCGACAGUUGUGGCAUCAGUACGGUAAAUGCCCGGAAGGAACCAUUCCGGUUAGGAGGACAAAGGAAGAUGAUGUCUUGAGAGCUAGUUCGGUUAAGAGAUACGGUAAGAAGAAGCACAGAACGGUUCCCGUGCCUAGGUCUGCAGAUCCCGACCUCAUCAACCAAAAUGGUCAUCAGCAUGCCAUAGCUUAUGUGGAAGGAGGUAAAUAUUUUGGAGCCAAGGCGACUAUUAAUGUGUGGGAGCCGAGGAUUCAGAGGCAGAACGAGUUCAGCUUGUCACAGAUUUGGAUUCUGGGUGGAUCAUUUGGUGAAGAUCUUAACAGUAUUGAAGCUGGUUGGCAGGUGAGCCCGGAUCUAUAUGGCGAUAAUAAUACCAGGCUCUUCACUUACUGGACGAGUGAUGCGUAUCAAGCUACGGGUUGCUACAAUCUUCUUUGCUCGGGUUUUAUUCAGAUCAACAGCGAAAUAGCAAUGGGGGCAAGCAUCUCCCCUGUCUCUGGAUAUCGUAAUUCCCAGUAUGAUAUCAGUAUCCUCAUUUGGAAGGAUCCAAAGGAGGGACAUUGGUGGAUGCAAUUCGGGAAUGACUACGUUUUAGGGUACUGGCCAUCGUUCCUCUUCUCGUACCUAGCAGACAGUGCAUCGAUGAUUGAGUGGGGAGGUGAAGUAGUGAACUCAGAAUCAGAUGGCCACCACACUGCAACACAGAUGGGAAGUGGCCACUUCCCAGAAGAAGGGUUCAGCAAAUCAAGCUACUUCCGGAACAUUCAGGUAGUUGACAGUUCAAACAACCUUAAAGCGCCAAAAGGGCUCGGUACAUUCACCGAGCAAUCCAACUGUUACGAUGUUCAGACAGGUAACAACGAUGACUGGGGCCAUUACUUCUACUAUGGAGGUCCUGGCAAGAACCCUAACUGUCCAUAACCAGGAAUCCAUGCAUGCAGAACCCCCCUCCCUCUCUCCUCUCUCUCUCUCUCUGUGAAUUCACUUGGUAACAUGGGUGAUGUCUCUUAUGUAAUGGGGAAGUUGAAGUUUUGAGGUUGUCUGGUUUUCUUUUUCACUUGUGUCCUAAGGUGUUGUGGUGUAAGAAAGGGAAGAAAGGGAGUUUCUCCAUGUAAGUAGAUGGGGAAGAGGUGGCUUUUCAAGUUUCUUGAAAACUCAUGAGAAACUUGGGCCCUUUGUGAAAAAAAAUUUCACUGCCCCCUUUGUAAUGUGAUAACAUGUUUCUUCUGAUCAUUUCUGUCUCUUGA